Molecule: messenger RNA, 3009 nt
Organism: Caenorhabditis elegans
Lineage: Eukaryota; Metazoa; Nematoda; Chromadorea; Rhabditida; Rhabditidae
Gene: pde-6
Product: putative 3',5'-cyclic phosphodiesterase pde-6
Exons: 10
Coding region: 1-2283 (760 amino acids)
Biological process (GO): signal transduction
Molecular function (GO): 3',5'-cyclic-nucleotide phosphodiesterase activity; phosphoric diester hydrolase activity
Source: RefSeq, marked reviewed
AUGGGCGAUAGAAGCGGGGUGGGGGGAGAAGAGGGUGAAAAGAGUGUGCUCGGGGCUAGCGCACACAGUCAAGCUGGCAGGAGGCAGCAGCACACGCCCGCAGCUAGAAGAGGCGCACAGAGAGCACCAGCAGCAACAGCAGCAGCAGCAUCCAGGCCAGUGUUUGCAAUGAGAUGGUGCUGCGGUGGGUCGUAUUCUGAGAAUGGUGGUGGUGGAGGUGGAUCGCGUGGUGCUCCACCAACACCUCUGCUAACUGUCGCCGCAACGAGCAGCUCCACGGCACAUGACACGUUUGGGCCGAUGCAAGUGAAGAUGCUGAAAACUGCUGUGAUCGUGACGGAAGGCACCGGCGAGAGUGUGCUCCUCGACUCGUUACGGGCAUCCGGAUGGAUUUGUACAGUAUCAUUUCCAACACAGGCAACAUCCGACGUUGAAUCAAUAUGCCCUUUAGCUGUAUUCAUAGAUCUUCGAGUACCUCAUCCAUCGCAAAUCGCCAAAGACGUCUCAUCGGUGAGCACAGAGGAGGUGUUGAUUGUGUCGAUCGCCGAGAAACACAUCAGCGAAAAGCGACGGAGAGCUCUUGCGCAGUCCAACAUCAUUCAUCAUGUGACGUGGAAUACGCGUGACGUGGUGCUCUUCGACUACGUCGGGCGGCUCGCGAAUCGGAUCCGCGCGCUGCCCGCCCUUUUCGCCGUCUUGGAUGAGACGGAUCAAGCAGUGGAAAUAUGUGAUGAGCAACGAGUAGUGCAGUACGUUAACCGCGCCUACGAGAACGUGACGGGAUGCAUACGAUCCGAGGUGAUCGGACAACCCGAAUCGGAAAUGCGACGAAAGUCCCUGCCGAGGGCACGUGGCGAAGAGGAGCGGCGGCGGAGUUGCGACUGGAAAUUUAUACGGGUCCCGUUUGCUAACAAUAGUCAAUUCGUGUAUAUGAAACGCUCAAACACCACCGGUGACACCGCCGCAAUCUUCCGCGACGUCUCCCUGAAAAGCCUGAAAUCGCAGACGGGCGGCAUCGAGGCGCCCAUCUCCGAGGUGCUCACAAUGCUCCGAGACGUGUCGGCACGGGUCGACGGAGAACCGGCACAAACGAUAAAGGACGCGAUGAAGGUGCUGUCGUCGCACGAGCUGUACGCGCCGUCGAUCAAUCGAUUCCGCGACGCCGAUCGGAUAGCAACUCAAUAUUACGAUGGUCUCAUUCGCCUCCAUCAUCCAGCUAGGCAGCGAAAGCGAAGCGUCGUCGACGCGCAUCGAGAGAAGCGAGGAUCCCAUGGAGAACGUCGGCGGGUAUCUGCUGACGUGAAGAACGCGCUGGAAAACGACAAUUGCUGGAAAUUCGACAUCCUUCAUCUGGAAAAGGUGUCGGAUCACCACGCUCUUUCCCAAGUCGGAAUGAAAGUCUUCGAGAGGUGGAAGGUUUGCGAUGUGCUCGGCUGCUCCGACGAUCUCCUCCACCGUUGGAUUCUAUCCAUCGAGGCUCAUUACCAUGCGGGAAACACGUAUCACAACGCAACUCACGCAGCCGACGUCCUACAGGCCACCUCAUUCUUCCUGGACUCCCCGUCGGUCGCCGUGCACGUGAAUGAAAGUCAUGCGGUGGCGGCUCUUCUCGCAGCGGCGGUGCAUGAUCUAGACCAUCCUGGAAGAGGAAACGCGUACCUGAUCAAUACGCGACAGUCGCUUGCAAUACUUUACAAUGAUAACUCGAUCCUGGAGAAUCAUCACAUCGCACUAGCCUUUCAGCUAACCCUUCAGCACAACGCCAACGUGAACAUCUUCUCGAGUCUGUCGCGCGAGGAGUUCAUCCAAAUGCGACAUGCGAUGGUGGAGAUGGUGUUGGCUACGGACAUCAGUCGACACUUUGAGUACCUCGCCAAGUUCAACAAGAUGCAUGUGACAGAUGUGCCGGAGGAGCAACGUGACACGAAUUCACUUACGAUAUGUGAUAUGCUUGUCAAGUGCGCCGACAUCUCCAAUCCGGCGAGAGAGUGGGGAUUGUGUCAGCGAUGGGCGCAUCGGAUUGUUGAGGAGUACUUUGAACAGACUCGAGAAGAAAAAGAGAAAGGGCUGCCUGUGACGAUGGAGGUAUUCGAUCGGAACACGUGUAACGUUCCGAUCACACAAUGCGGUUUUAUUGACAUGUUCGCCCGCGAAGCAUUCGCCACAUUCACCGAGUUCGCCAAGCUCGGCGAGCUCUCCGAUCAGCUCGAGUCGAACUACGAAAAGUGGAAGGUGAUGACGUCACAGUGGACGCCCACGCACAACACUAAUCUGGUGCUUUAGACCCCGUUUUCUAUGGAAUUUUCUGGAAUUUCUUGUUGUUUUUUUUUGCAAUUUUGCUCAUUCCCGUUUCAUCAUCUCUUUCUUUCCACGCCCUCACCGAUUCUAAACGGGAUUAUCGAUUUUUGCACGGGGUUCUGAGGACUUCUGGCCCUUAAUUUUUCGCGCUCCAUUGACAAUCGCGCGCCGGGAAAGUCGUGUACUUCACACGGACAAAUACAUUUAGUUUUACAACUAAAAUUGAGCCGCGACGCGACACGCAACGCGCCGUAAAUCUACCCCAGUUAUGACCUGGUGGCCUAGUUCGGCAAAAACUCUUCCAUUUAUGAGGGAAGGCCAGAACCCCGUGCGCCGCCAAAAAAUCGAUAAUUUCGUCAAUUUUUCAAUCAAUCUUGCCGGUCCGUCCCUACCGAUUCGUUUUUUUUUGCAAUUUUUUUCCCAAAAAUUCUCCUUCAAAACCUCGGCUUUACCCAUAACCAUUCCUGUUUUGCUAGUCUUUUCAGAAAAAUUUUUUUUGGCUUUAAAAUAUUGAUUUUUUCUUUUUUUUUUCUUCUUCCUUCUUCCCUAUCAAUUUCCUCUCCCACCACAGCGCAUUUCUUGCCGGCCUUUGCCACGUGGCCGUGAAAAACCUCGGCCACGUGGCAAAAACGUAUCUAAAUUUACCGUUUCUUCUAAUUUAUUUUAAUUUUUGUUUUGUUGAACAAGAAAAAGGACGAUUAUAACACAAAA